UCCCCCUCCCUUCAUCUCCCUCAUGUAUUCUCAUAAGCAUAAGGCCCAGAAAGACCAUAAAGUCUUUUUGCCAUACCAGUCUUGCUUAAUCCCUUGAAGCGAUUAUUUGAUAGUGAAUUAAUUUGAUUAAAUCUGGAUUCACCUUGAUUUUUUUUGCAAAUUUCCCCCGAGCCUCAAUUUGUGACCUUCCCUCACAUUUAUUUUCCCACCAGACUCCAUGGCCAACUCCUACAACUUUUAUUCUGGUGUAGGAAGACAAAAAUCAACUUAACAAUAAGUCCACCUUGGGAUCCUUUGCAAUCUCCCAAGGAACUUUAGCUAUGGAUAAUUCUUCCAUUCAACAAAAUUGGCUGUGAGUUCCUGAUAUCCCGGUCGCACUACCAUGCCAAUUCACACUAACUUGCAAUCUCUCAGCGUUGCACAAAAGAUCGAGAAGGAGUUACAAUUGCAAUUAAACAAGGAUUCUCCUACAUUUGAAGAUAUUCAACAUCUUCUCACACAGUUCGUUAACGCACUCUUGUCUUUAUCGCACCGGUUAAUCAUUUUAGGUUGCGCAUUGCUUGUGAAGCGGUUAUCUUUGGCGACUUCGAAUAUGCUACUAAGCAGCGCGUACAACAUCGUCUUUGGGACUCGCACAGUCUAAUCAAUUCUCGAUAUCGAAAGUUUGCAGCUCAUUACCGUUCCGCAGAUCAGAAACGCCGUGCUGUGGAGCGCCGAAAGUUGGAGAAACACUAUGUCGAUUUUCUCAAGGAGAGCCAGUAUUUCUACAAGGGAUAUAUUCAGCGUGUUGCUUCUCACUUUGGCCCUCUUCCUGCGUUGCAACGUAUCGCAAAUCGCCUUUCUCUGAGCCCGCUGUCCGUGGACAAGCCGAUCAAAGUCAGCAAAACUCUUGAACAUCUUCUUAAGCUGUCCUGCCACUUCACAUUACUUCGCCUCGGAGACUUGAGUAGAUAUCGAAAUGACUUAAGAAUCAAGGAACGCAGCUGGGACCCCGCCCUAGGAUACUAUCAUCUAGCCGAAGCUCUUUAUCCUGAUUCUGGCAAUGCCCACAACCAAAUGGCAGUCAUUGCUCUCGCUGAUGGCAGCCAUCUCGACGCAUUGUACCAUCUAUUACGCGCAGUUGCUGUCAAAGAACCCCAUACGUUGGCUCGUGGAAACUUGGCUAUUGAGUACAAAAAAAUAUCUACUACUUGGGAGAAGGAAAGACAGAGUAAACGUCGCCCAGCACCCGUUGAGUCCGCUCUGGUCAUUUGGUUCGUAAGACUCCAAGCAAGAUUUUAUAAGGGUGUCGAAUUUUCUACGCAAGGAGAGUUGGAGAAUGAAGUUCUGAGUCAACUGGUCUCAGCCUUGAAGGACCACUCUUUUGAGGAAACCUUGAACAAGCUGGUGCUGAUCAAUAUGGCUGCGAAUUAUCUGGCUACUCAAAGGCUUACUGGCAAGUGAUCAUUUACUCCUGAUUCUAUUAUUCCAUGUAAAAUUUUUAACAUAAUGUGUAGAAGCAGAGGGUGGUGUAACUGAUGACCUCAAGAAAUCACUCUAUUUCCUUCUUGGCUUCAACCUGCAGGUAUUCUGCGUUUUUCUAAGAGCACUCAUCUCAGAACUUGCCGAUGCAGCUGAAGCCGAAAAUCUGGAGUCUUUGACCGCCACAGAUUCUUCCGGUGAUUCCCUUGAAAAGCUCGGCCCAGUCGCAAUUAGGGUCCUCCCCGGUAUUCGUCAAUACUUCGCCUGGAUUAUUUCCCAACGUCUCGUCCUUGUCGGCCUUGGAAACGGAAUUGACCAGGAGUCUACAGGCCGCUUGGUCAGUCAUAUCCAAAAUAUGUGGAAAACAGCCGCAGAUGCACUUUCCGCCCUGGUUAACUUCUUUCCCGUGGCAUCCCUUCCUUAUCUUCCAUAUCUGUUGCCCGAAGACGAACAAACUGUCGGGUUCAGGCCUCUCCGAGACCCGCCUAGUGGUUUGGAAGAGUACAGUCUUUACAAUAAAGAUGAUGGUUUUUUGAAAGCUCGUAUCUCUGAUGGUGCCAUUCGUCAACCUGAUAAUGAAAACUAUUCUCGUAUUCGGGAUAUUUUGCGAGCUGGUAUGGCUCUUCAUUUUGAAAAGGCAUGUCCAAUUAUCAUGGCCAACGAUGGUAGAUUUAUCUAUAGUACCGAAAGCGCUCCGAGCCCCCCGUCAGAUACAUUUGCAAUUCCAAGCCAGCCAGCGGAGCCCACUUAUGCUGUGCAGAGCUACGCCAAGACCGGUAACGAGAAUGUCGCAGGAUCAGAUUCUCUGGGCACCAUGGAUACUGAGAUGAAUCGCAUGGUGGACGAUUUACUCGAGCCUGCAAGCCUUAUUCCUAGUGACGAUACUUCUUACGGUAUGAGUAGCUCCACUACAAAUGCAGUAUUUGCGCCCAUUGGCUCUGAGAGAACACGUCUAUCGGCGAGUAGUCAUAUUACACCGGCCAAAGCCUUUCCAAGUCUGCCUGGCAUCUGGGGCUCCCCCUUCACACCCAAGCCUAAUGAGCUCCGAACCAUCAGUCCCGAAAAGCCUUCAAGUUCUGGUGGAUUCUCAUCGAUGAAUUACUCAACCAACAGAGAGCAGCUUGCUGCCGCUGCGGCGCUAGAUAACAUGACUAAAAUGCAACCACGAAGUUCAAAUGGUGCUGCAACAUAUACAAGGGGCCAGUUUUCAUCUUUUGAUACUCCUAAACCUGUUAAUCAAGUGUUGCAGGAGUCUUUGGCCAAGCAAUUUGAACCUAUGUCACUCUCUUCAUCAGGGUUCUCAACAAACAGUAACAUCUACGCAAAUAAUUCUCCGCCAAAGGCAUACUAUGGUAGGACCUUCGGUCGCUCAUCCUUUAAUGGCCAUGACAGUACUGCCGAUCCAGGUGCUAGCGAUUAUGAGCGAACUACAAUGUUACAGAGCUCACUCUGGAACACUCAGACCGAUAAUGGCAACCGUACACCUCCCGCUGGCCAAGGUUACCAUGGUUGAUUGUCAAGUUAUUACUAUGAAUCAUUGAUGAUUCGUAACAGACCACCAAUUUGAUAUCAUCAUCACCCACAUCUUCGUCGGACAACAAAUACUUUACCGUCUAUUGUCAGAAAUCAGUAAGAAGUCUUUGCUCUUACAAAGUCGAGGUCAUCACCAGGAGCCACCAGACAAAUCAUCAGCAAGCAAAAUUCAUCAGCACAUUGUAGGAAAACCACAGUCAGAAGCUGUAACUGAGAAAUAUCAAAGCAGAUAUGGGUAAAUAACGUUUUAUUGGGUCUCUAACGACACGCUAGCUCUAUAAAUUGAUCGUGGAGGAUCAUAAGUUCAUGCAUCAUGCACUACAUCUUUUCGAUUGUAGACGCUCCUGUUGUUGAAACCAUCACCCGAACGCCGUCUAGAAUCAGAAUGGUAAAAAAAGUCAUAGAUACUUACUGGCUGGUAGGCUUGUAAGUCUGCUUAGGGAAGGGAAAUCUGCAAAUAUCGUUAGUCUGUAAUCUAGACAAUUUGAUGAAGUUGUACACCGAUGGC
Molecule: messenger RNA, 3502 nt
Organism: Sclerotinia trifoliorum
Lineage: Eukaryota; Fungi; Ascomycota; Leotiomycetes; Helotiales; Sclerotiniaceae
Source: the annotation of a GenBank genome assembly